Cyprinodon variegatus (sheepshead minnow) is the source of this 3514-nucleotide messenger RNA. RefSeq names its product E2F transcription factor 8 (gene e2f8). The record is from RefSeq and is a predicted model, not a curated record. Gene Ontology annotation, biological process: regulation of transcription by RNA polymerase II. Gene Ontology annotation, molecular function: DNA-binding transcription factor activity, RNA polymerase II-specific; RNA polymerase II cis-regulatory region sequence-specific DNA binding. The coding region runs from base 347 to 2968 and encodes 873 amino acids. Gene Ontology annotation, cellular component: RNA polymerase II transcription regulator complex. NCBI's taxonomy places the organism in Eukaryota, Metazoa, Chordata, Actinopteri, Cyprinodontiformes, Cyprinodontidae. The transcript is spliced from 13 exons.
AUCAUCACAAACUGGGCAAAGUUUUCCCACAACUGUAGUAAAGUUAGUCACGAGACCACGGAUGUUGGCAGGAGGAGGGAAACCAAGAGCCGCGCAGAUUAGAGUCUGUUAAAGUUACAGGAUUCCAUGUUUCUCCGUGGAAAGACUUUCCGUUUCUCCCCUUAAAAAACCCAUUUUUAGUGGCUGCUAUUUUAUGCUCGGAGUAACGCUGUGAAGAUGGGACUUAUUCCCUGACGAAAGGAGCUCUUCGUUUAGAACGAGCGGAUGAUGGUUUCGUUUUUGCCCAAAUUUCUGUAAAUCCUCUUAAAGAAUCAGCUGGAUUGAGUAUCGAAGGAACUGCUGAACAAUGGGGCCCUUUACAACACCCAAAAAGAGAGCGGAGGCCACUUCUGCUGAUCCCUGGACGCCGACCUCCAACCUUAAAAUGCUCAUCAGUGCUGCUAGUCCUGAGAUCCGGAACAGGGAAAAGGAGAUGUGCAUGGAAACUGAUGAAAGGGACGGCUUAGAGCCCACACAGGAAUCUGAAAACUGUGAAGAGUCAGAGAAAAUGAUCAGCAGAAAAGACAAGAGCCUUGGCUUGUUGUGUCACAAGUUUCUGGCCCGCUACCCAGAUUACCCGGAUUCAGCCCUCACAGAUAUCUGCCUGGACGACGUCGCUGCUCAGCUCACUGUAGAACGGCGGCGCAUAUACGACAUCAUGAACGUCCUGGAGAGCCUGCACAUGGUCAGCCGCUCGGCCAAGAACCGCUACUCUUGGCAUGGCCGGACCAAGCUGGCCGAGACCCUGGCCAUUUUGAAGCAUGUGGGAGAGAAGCACAAGUAUGGGCAGCAGAUGCAGCAGAUCCGGCAGCGCGUCGCUGACGGAGAGUUCGACUUUAAUGGAGAAGAGAAAGAGAAUAAGGAUGUGGUGGAUGUAGAUGGUGGGGAGCAGAAGGAGCUUUUCUUCGUGGAGCAUCCAGGAGUCGAGUUUAAAGCAGCUUCGGUUAAUAGUAGGAAAGACAAAUCUUUGAGGGUGAUGAGCCAAAAGUUUGUGAUGCUGUUUCUGGUGUCUAACCCGCACGUGGUCAGUCUGGACAUGGCAGCAAAGAUAUUAAUAGGAGAGGACCACGUCACGGAUCAAGACAAGAGCAAGUUUAAGACCAAAGUGAGGCGAUUGUACGACAUAGCGAACGUGCUGCGAAGCCUGAAGCUGAUUGAGAAAUUCCACGUGUCAGAAGCAGGGUCAAGAAAACCAGCUUUCAAAUGGAUCGGUCCUGUAGAGCUACCCCCACUAAAAGAUUUGACAAAAUCUUCACCGGAGUGCCCUUCCAAGAAGAAAAAAGUACUUGAACCAUCUGUAGAAAACUGUGCCAAAAACCUCUUUCCUUCAUCGGGAGGCAAACGCAGCUUCACCAGACACCCUUCCCUCAUAAAGCUCGCCAAGAGCAUUCAGGAUGACCGGCGUAAGAUCAACUCUGCCCCCAGCAGUCCGGUUAAGUGUGUCCUCGGGGAUUCGGCUAACGUGGACUUUCCCAGCAAAAUGGCCCAACUUGCUGCUAUUUGUAAAAUUAAACUUGACCAGGAAUCGAGGCCAAAGGAAACUCCAGAGCCCUCCGCUCCAGAGAGAGACACAGCAGCCGAAAUGUUACAGCCAUCCUCCUCUGGUCCCAUGGAUCCACCUAAGUUGCCUUUAUUAACGGCGACUCAAGAGCCCGGAGGCCACCGAACUCCAACCACACCUCAAACAGGACGAGGCCCCGUUUCUUUCAUCCCUGCACAGUGUUCCCCCCUGAUUCCUGUCCUUAUACCUCAGCAGCGGGGGAAUGGGCCCUACGCCGUGUAUUUGCACCCUUCCUCCCUCAGGUCAAACCCUCUGUCCAGACCACAGCCAACUAGCCUUGCUGUGCGCUCCAUGACGUUUGAAGACAAGACUGGACAGAGUCCAAACACCCCGUCUGCAGCUAAGAGCCACCUGCUUGUCAAAGAGUCCGAUGGCAGUCCUUUGACUCUGAAACGUCAGCGUUCAGAUUCCACCUCAGAGAGCAGCCCCUCUAAAGCCAAGAGAUCUGACUCCAACUUAAAGGACAGUUCUCCGAAGCUCUGUGAAAUCCUGCAGGCCCGUCUGAAGGCGCGCCGUGGUGCUCACCUCGUCAGCCGACCCUCGCCCCGUGCUCUCCACUUGGACCCAGAGUUUGUUAACACCCCAGGGAGCGCCUCAGACAAUCAUGCUCUGGACCACAGCUUGGAGAACCUCCUGGAUAAAGAAGAGAAGAUGGCAAACUCUGAUAGCGAGGCUGGUUUCACACCAGUCCGGGCGGUUCCUCUCACACCUGGACAGAUCCACUCAGAGACUCUAGUGCCAGCCGGAUACUUGAUCCCAAUUUCACAGCAGUCCCUUAUCAGCUACAAGGAAUUACAAAGCUCUGGAGAAGAAAGCGGCAAAGCCUCACCCUCUUACAACAUCUACCAAACCCCGACUGCCGGCUCCAGACCUGCAGCAGCAGUGGAGGUGACACCCACCAAUCUUCGAAUGAACAAACCACCAAAUGCUGCCUCCGUCUCCUCUCCGCACACCACCCAGCAGCCCCACCGCCUCAGCGGCCCGAGUCCCGCAAUCCUGAAUUUCACACUGCAGAAUUUUGGUCUGAUCUCCAGCCCAGGAGGCACCUUUGCAUCAUCACAGACCCCAGAGCGCUCCGGUACCCUGCCCAGUCCGCUAACUCUGCAACAGAGAGGAAUGGUUUUCAUCAAACCGGUUUCUCCUGUUCCUGUCCAGCAGGGGCUGCCUGGUCAGCCGCUCACACUGAUCAGUGUGCAACAGCCUUUGAUGACCACCCCAAAAGGAACAGGACUCCCUCAGCACAGCUUCUUUCACACACCGGUCCCGCUUUCGCCUCUGGCUGCCAUGGUAACCACCAACGGACAGCCGGCCACCAAAACUGUUUACAUCCCUCAGAGGAAGCUGGACGUCUCGCCUGAGGACUCCUGAUGUCGAUGUUGGCAAUAAGUGUUAAACAUGAACUUGUGGGUGGAGGGUUGUCCGUCUGUCUGUGUGUCUUACGUGUUUCAAGUUAUUCGUUACCUCUGAACAUUUCACAGCUUCAUUGUGGCUUUUGUUAUCACAACCAGUCAUAAAAAUAGCUGCCAUGCAGACUUUGGCUGAGACCCAACAGACUUACGGUAACCGAUAUAAAAGCAGUGCAGAUACCCAGGAACACUACUGUUCUGCUCCAUGCGACUCUGAGAAAUGUUAUCCCCAGGAAUGCAUUCAAAUGUACUAACUGUCUUGCUUUUCUUUUUAUUUGUUUUAAUAUUCUGGAUUUCCUUUUGCUUGAAAUAAUUUCAUCUAUGGUGUAAAAUUUAGAUAAUUUUUGCACAUAUGUACAUGUGAAAUGCUACAACCUGAAAAAAUUCUUGAAUAUGUGAAUAUUUUAUGCUUUCUGCAUCGAACAUUUUGUUGGGUUUAAUUUAUGAGAAGAGAAUGUGUUUGGUUUUAUGCCCUGGUCUAUGUAAAAUGUUGAAUGCAUUUUAAAAA